GAAAUUAUUGCUCAGUAGUGGAGUUUGUUUAGAUGGGAUAUGUGAUUUUAAUGUUUGAAAAGAGUGUUUCGAUAUUUUGUGGUACCUAACAGGUCUUAAAGGAUCAGUUCUCAAAUCCAGAUAAAAGGUUAACGGAGGCAUUUGAUUUGAGGCAUUUUGCUGAUGUGAGUCAAUCAACACAAUCAAAAUUAUAUGAAUUAAAAGCUAGUAAAAUGUUAUAAUUAAUGGCCAUGUAUAUAUUUUAAGUGCAGUUAAGAUUCAUCCUAAGAAGUCAUUAAAGGAAACAUCUCAUACAAUCAGAUCAUUAGUUAUAUAUCACUUUAAAUGUAAUCAUUUUCUCCCAAAGUUAUUGGCUGAUACACAACAGAAGUGAUCAGAUGUGAAAAUGGCUUUACGAACAUCAGGGCAUCUGCUGCUGGGGGUGGUGAGGAUCUACCACAGGAAGGCCAAGUACCUGCUGGCAGAUUGUAACGAGGCCUUCAUCAAGAUUAAGAUGGCCUUUCGACCAGGUGUGGUAGAUCUUCCAGAGGAGAACAGAGAAGCAGCUUAUAAUGCCAUCACACUACCUGAGGAGUUCCAUGAUUUUGACCAGCCGCUCCCAGAUUUAGAUGACAUUGACGUGGCUCAGCAGUUCAACUUGAAUCAGAGCAGAGUAGAAGAGAUCACCAUGAGGGAGGAGGUGGGCAACCUCAACCUGCUGCAGGACAAUGAUUUUGCUGACUUUGGGAUGGACGACCGGGAGAUGAUGCGAGAGGAGAGUGCGUUUGAGGUGGACAUCAUGGGAGCAUCAGCUUCCAACCUGCUGCUGGAGGCUGAAGGUGGAGCUAACCAGAUGGCCGACAAGUCCAACCACCUGGAGUAUGAUGACCAGUACAAGGACGACUUUGGAGACAAUCCCAUGGAGAGCAAUGAGGGAGGGAUGCUGGUAGACAAACUGCUGAGUAACGAAGAUGGAGGCGGCAUCUUUGAUGACCCUCCGGCCAUUACCGAGAGUGUGAUGAUGCCGCAGGACCAUGGAGAUGAUGAGGAUGACUUUGAUGCGCUCUCUGCGGGAGCCCCAGAUAGUCCUGACUCGGGCCCAACAGAGCCGGUACCAGCCAUGACUGACCAGGCAGAACAAACCACUCUCGCUCACAAUGAGGAAGAAACCUUCGCCCUGGAGCCUAUUGACAUCACAGUUAAGGAAACCAAAGCAAAGCGUAAGAGGAAGCUGAUUGUAGACAGUGUGAAAGAGCUGGAUAGUAAAACCAUCCGCGCACAGCUUUCUGACUACUCUGACAUUGUGACCACCCUGGAUCUGGCUCCCCCGACCAAGAAACUGAUGAUGUGGAAGGAGACCGGAGGAGUGGAGAAGCUUUUCUCUCUCCCAGCUCAGCCUCUCUGGAAUGCUAGGUUGCUAAAGAUGUUUACAAGGUGUCUGACUCCACUGGUGCCAGAUGAGCUGAGGAAGAGAAGGAAAGGUGGAGAGGCUGACAGUCUGGAUGAGUUCCUCAAAGAUCUGGAGAACCCAGAGGUGCCCAGAGAGGAAACUGCAACCCAGCAGCAAGGAGACAUCAUAGACCAGACCAUCAUGGAAGAAGCCAGCGUACUGCAGGCUUCAGCAGUUGAGGGAAGCAGGACAACGCUGGAUGAGUCAGUCAUGCCGCCUCCAUCCUCCCAAAAAGGCCUGAAGCGCAAGUCUCAGGACACAGAACCAGCCCUGCCUAUGGGAGCACUGGAUGAACAGCAGCAGGGGUCUAAAGCAUCUCAUGCAUCCCAACAGCUUGAGGCAUCUGCUGUGGAUUUGCCCCCAGAGGAGACCACCACCACCAACAUCAGCCAGCUGAUAGAGCUGGACCUGCUUGCUGACAAAGACAAGAAAAAGAGUGAUGAUGAUUCUGAUGAAGAGGAGGAGGAAGCACAAGGAGGAGACCAGGACCAGGAGGAGAGGAGGUGGAACAAGAGAACCCAGCAGAUGCUUCAUGGUUUACAGAGGGUGAUGGCCAAAACAGGCGCACAGUCAGUCAGCCUGCUGGAUCUGUGCAGGAACAACAACAGGAAGCAGGCAGCGGCCAAGUUCUACAGCUUCCUGGUUCUGAAGAAGCAGCAGGCAGUGGAGCUCGUCCAGGAGGAGCCUUACAGCGAUAUCAUAGCUACACCUGGACCUCGCUUCCACAUCAUCUAAGAAGUAUUCACCUCCGAAGGAAAAGAACUUGACAGCACUGUGUGCUAACUUUACAUAAGCCUUUUUUUUCUAUUUGAGAUUUAUUUCUGUCUGGUCUUUUUUUUAUUUAGUUAUUUAUUAGAUUGUGGUUCAUUUACGUUUCAGUAAAUGUUAAAC
This is a messenger RNA of Melanotaenia boesemani (Boeseman's rainbowfish), 2320 nucleotides long. RefSeq names its product RAD21 cohesin complex component b (gene rad21b). Gene Ontology annotation, biological process: mitotic sister chromatid cohesion; replication-born double-strand break repair via sister chromatid exchange; synaptonemal complex assembly. The transcript has 13 exons. Gene Ontology annotation, cellular component: cohesin complex; synaptonemal complex. Bases 386 to 2164 code for a protein of 592 amino acids. Lineage: Eukaryota; Metazoa; Chordata; Actinopteri; Atheriniformes; Melanotaeniidae. Gene Ontology annotation, molecular function: protein binding; chromatin binding. The record is from RefSeq and is a predicted model, not a curated record.